This is a messenger RNA of Pararge aegeria (speckled wood butterfly), 3456 nucleotides long. RefSeq names its product coiled-coil domain-containing protein 186 (gene Golgin104). Gene Ontology annotation, molecular function: small GTPase binding. The transcript is spliced from 14 exons. The record is from RefSeq and is a predicted model, not a curated record. Lineage: Eukaryota; Metazoa; Arthropoda; Insecta; Lepidoptera; Nymphalidae. Gene Ontology annotation, biological process: vesicle cytoskeletal trafficking. Gene Ontology annotation, cellular component: trans-Golgi network. The coding region runs from base 155 to 3007 and encodes 950 amino acids.
UGUUGUCCUGUCAAUAAAAUCAGUAGAGUGAAUGUCAGUAAUAGUCCAAAUAACUUUUAUAAUUUACUAUAACAUGUUUUAAAAUUACAAUGGCGCUAGAAUUAACUACGAAAUGAGCGUGUUUUAAUUGCAGUUUUUGAGAGGGUAACGUGAAAUGUCCUCAGAAUCGAUAGAAUGUGCCAUCCAUAUUGAUAACGUCGACGUAGAGGACGGAAAAGAGAAUGGAUCGAAGUCAGUUUUAUCGUGCGAUUCCGGUGUCGAGACCCUUAAUUCGACGCCAGUUGCAUAUACUAUACCAUCCAACUCCAAUUUAAAGCCCGAAAACGCAGAUAUGCCCUUAGAAUUAAACUUACAAAGUGGUGCUCCAGAAAGCAGUUCAGAGCUGUCUACACCGACUUCGCUAUCCUCCGAUAAAGGUAAUUGUUUUUUGAAUUUCGAAGAGAACGUCAACGAAACAGACGAAAUAGAAAACAUAGAAAAUUUAAAUAUAGAACUAGAAACAGCUUUUAUUAUUUCAAAUGAUAGUAUUACAGAUGGCAUGAGAAAAUCGCUGUACAUAAGUUCUAAUAAUGCCAUAGCAACAUCAACUGUUAGCUUGAAUGAGCAUAUUAUUAAGGAGAAAAAUAUUAAUAGCUUGAUUAGUCGAAGCGCUGAAAAUAUAUCUGUAUUAAAUGAGUUAGUUGUAAAAGAUGAUGAUUCAACCACCUCUAGGACCAAAGACCUCGAUAAGGAUGAAAUAUUAUCGGAAUUUUCAUCUCAUAAAAAUAAAGUAAGUGCCACACAGAAAAUUGUACCUGAAAAUCUACAAACAGUCGAUGUCCGAUAUGCCAAAUUACCCAAAGACAUACUCUCACCAGAUUUGGGGAGUAUCGUUAAAAAUGUUCAUGGCAUAUUCUCCUCUGUUAGUGGGAGUUUAAAAAAUGCAUAUAUUAACAGUCACAGAGUGUCUCAAAAGCCACAGAUAAAAAAUGUUAAACCAAUAGCUAAUGGAAAAAUUAUGAGUGAUAUUUUCGAAGAUGCAUCCGAUGAGAAACUCAAUGAAACCAUACUGGAUAAAACACCUGUUGAAUCAAACUCAAAUAGUAUGGAAUCAGUUGCUAAAGUUAGUAACGAAGACGACUGUAAUCCGAAAAAUGAAAUGUUGAAGUUGCAAAUUGAAUCAUUAGAGCGUGUUUUGUUUGAGCAACGGAAAGAGAAUACGUCGUUAAGGGAUAGGGUUAAACAGCAGGUGGACGAACUGCAAGCUAAGGAUCAGACAUUUAAAGAGUUGGAGGCAAGGGUGGAUUUAAUGUGUAAGCGAGCAGAACUAGCACAGAAGGAGAAGGAUGCAGCAGUGAUGCGCUAUGCCAGCACAGAGUGUGCGGCAAUAGAAGCCAAGAAGGCUGCAGAGACUGCUGCCAAGUCUGAACGUGCAGCACUCGCCGAGAGAGAUCUGCUCAAUGCCAAGCUUAAGACUGCCAGAGAGGAGAAACAGAGGAUCUGCCAGCUGUAUGAUGAUAAGUGCCACGACCUACAGAACUGCGAACGCGAGGUUUCGAAGGUGCGGGAAGAGUUGCGUGAGAUAGAGGGCAGGCUCAAAUGGACACAGAGCAAACUUCGUAUGGAGAUGGACGUGUCUAAGGAGAGCACGGAACGCGCUGAGAAGCUGUCACAGCAGCUAUUAGAGUUGGAAGCUGUUAAAGAGGCGGCCAUUGCGAAUUCCACAGACACUGCGCGGGCAAAGCAAUUAGAAACAGAACUUAAGGAGAGUCAGGCAGAUCUGAUACUAUGCCGUCACGAGAAAGAGGAUUUGGAGCGAAGACUCAGCAUCUCCCUCCAGCAGUUGGAUACCUGUAGGAGGGAGAGAGACGACGCUACUACCGCUCUCGUAGAAGCCAACAAACAGGUGGAGUGCCUAAGAGAAAGCAACGUCCGUCUUGAGGAGGAAGCCGCAGAAUUGGCGGCGUUGAGAGCUCAAGCUGCCCUGGCUGAUACUCUUGGUGCACAGUUACAGAGGGAGACGGAGAGGGCCUGUGUCGCAGAGCAAGCUCUUAGUGCAGAGCGUGCACGAGCGGAGACGUGCUCCAGAAGAGAAGCGGGAGCAUUGGAGCACGCGGCACGUUUGACCGCGCAACACGUUGCAUCUAGAGCGUGCGCCAGUGAGCACGAGGCUAAGGCGCAAGCCCUUGCAGCUGACAACGCUUCUCUGCGGGAGAAAAUCGAAGCGCUGGAGAGUGAAGCUGAGAGAUUGAAGGUAGCGCUGCAGGAGGAAACGGAGAGACGUUAUAAGGAGAAUAGAGUACUUGCUAGGAAGGUCGCAGAACUAACGGAGGACGCUGCGCAGGCGAACCAGAAGCUAGAGUGGGAGACCGGUGAGAACAACGUGCUGAAGAAGAAACACGCCAGUGCCAUUAAGGAACUGAAUCGCGAGCUGCAACGCGCCUUGAAGCGUAUCGAACAGUUGGAAUCCAAACUACCUCAGCAGGACGCUACCUCUAUUAGAACAGGUUCGGUAUCUUCACUCAGCAGUAGCGAGACUCCCCCGCACGAAGAGAGAUUGCAAAAUGGACAUGUGCACGGUGACCCGUUGCCCGAUGUGCAGGCGCGAGAGCCCGAUCGCCAAGCCCUAGUGGAACGUAUAGUCUCCCUGCAACGCGCCGCAGCGGCGCGCGCGGAACGCUGCGAGUUCCUGCAGGAGCAUUGCUCUCAGCUGACGAGGGAGCUCCGUGGGAAGAGUCGACUGCUACGUGCGUUAUUACCGGCACUGCCGCCCGCCGCUCUGGCAUCUGCUAACGCGGACGAGCAUAAGAAAGAGAUAGCGCGACUAGGAGGUGGAGCGAUGGCGGCUGUAUGGGGCGGUGACCCGGCCGGCAUGACGUUGGAACUGUCUCUAGAGAUGAACAAACGUCUGCAGGCAGUGUUAGAGGAUACGCUGCUCAAAAAUAUUACGCUUAAGGAAAAUAUGGACACGUUGGGUGAGGAGAUAUCCAGACUGCGAGAGCAAACGAAAAGUGAUGACAAGAAAUAGUUUAAUUUAACAUAGUUGUUAUGAGUAUUAUGCAAAUGUAAAUAUAAUUUAUUAAAACUAACUAGCUUCUUUAAGCAUUAAACACACAGAAUCUGGGGCGGAGACGAACUGGGUAUUCUUGAAUUGUUAUAUUUUGUGUUACACGUUACAUAGAAAUGGGAGGGAAAGAUAGCUAAUGUAUUCGUUACAUUCUAGGACUUCUAGGAGUUAAAAAUUUGCAUUAUUUAUUUAUAUAUUUAUCACUAGCUUAUGCCAGUGACUUGUCUGUUUAACACGACUAAAAGAAGCGCACGAUACACAAGCUCGCUCGAUCGACAUGUUGACUGUGUGAUAGAAGGCAAAAACAAAAUACAAACCUUGUGUUAAUGGUUAUAGUAUAAUUAUUUUUAAGGAAGCGAAAACAAUUAUUAGGAAGAUUUUUAAUUAUUGAAUGAAAAUUAUUGAAGUUG